AUGGAGUGCGCGACGUUCGAUGCGUCGCGCGAGGGAAACGCGCGAGCGUCGGAGGCGCUGAGACACGGAUUGGAGGCGGCGAAGAGCGCGCGGCGGUUGGACGCGAGCGGGACGACGACGCACCGGUUCGGGGAGACGCGCGCGGGAGGAAACGAUGGCGCGAACGCGGAGAAAAGCGCGCGGGCGCUCGAUUGGUCCGCGGUGGGGGCGAUGGGGUGCGGCGAACGGUGCGCGCUGGCGAUGUGCGCGACGGAUGGGACGUGCGAGGCGUUCGCGCCGCCGGAGACGGAGGCGACGAGCGCGUGGAGGCGAGCGGUUCGUUUGAGCGACGCGUGGGGCGACGCGUGCGCGAGCGAUGGGUACGCGCGAGCGCGCGAUGACGUCGUGGGCGUCGUCGCCGAGGUAGGGCUAGAGGUGAAGCGGGAUGAGGAUUGUUUCGAGCGCGCGGCGGAAGUCGCCGCGAGACGCGCCGCUGAAGACGCGAGCGGCUCGGAUGCGAAGCGAGUGAAGGAAGAAGAUCCGAAACCGAUGGAUUCGACGACGGUCGACGGCGACGAAAUUUACGUAUACGGCGCGCUUCGUCAGGGCGUGGGCGUGGAAGUGUCUUCUAGCGCGGACGUGGCGCCAGAGCUUUGGCGCGUCGGCUCCGUCGUUUCGGCAAACUUCAACGCCGCGCCGCGAGCGCGCGUAGAAUACGACGACGACAAGGUGCGCGGGGAGUUUUUAGUAUGGGCAAAUGAAGACGUCUGGGGGAGUGGUGUCGCAACGAUUCCCGCGCAGGAUCGAUUCGCCGUGCGCAAGGUGCGACCGACGAGGAUGACGUGCGUCGCGCGGCCGGUUCCGCCUCGCGACGAUGUGCGAGCGAGCGAUUUACGCGCCGGCGAAAUCAUCGAGGUCAUGCACGAAAUUCCGUCCACAUGGCGGUUAGCGCAGGUGAUCAAGGUUGGGAAGGACGUCACGGUGAAGUUUAGUCUCGCGAAAAAUUCCGCCGAAGCGCUCGUGCCCGUGAGCGCGUGUCGUCGUCGGCGAACGUGGACCGGCGUUCGCGGCGGAUGGAUCGCCGCGAAGGACGACGUACGCUUACCGCUGCGCGCAUUCGAGUACGAAAAGAAUGACGAGACGGCGAUGGGAGGCGAUGAAGUCGAAAUGGUCGAUACACCGCAGGUUGCCAUAGGCGACGACGCAAAGCAAACGCGCGUGGCGAUGGAUGAGUUUUUUCGUUUGCGAACUUCGGAAAAGACGUAUAACGGAUCCGCGAAAUUUGACGACGAAGACGCUCGCUUGUGCGAACGGAUUUUCGACUCGGUGGGUUUAUCGACACGCGCGCGACGCGACGCAAAGGUGGAAAUACGUAAGCUCUUGACGACGACUCCUGAGGUCGACCCCGGGUUUGAACUGCCGAAAUCAUCGAAGACGCACGUGCACGUGCAGUUGACGUACGACGACGCUCCGAUGCUCAAAGCCGAGCUUUUGCAGUUCAUGUCUUGCGCGUGGAUGGCGAUACCGUGCGCCGAUGGUGCCACGCUAACGUACCAUCACAUGCUCGCGUGCGGUACAAAAAGUGGCCAUGUCGUCAUUUUUCUCGUCGGCGACGACGCGACGGUGCGCAUCGUCGCGACGCGGCGAGUCGCGGCAAAAGCCUGGAUCACGAGUUUGGCGUGCAGUAAAGAUGAUUCAACGAAAGAAAUCACGCUUUUCAUCGGAUGCAGCGACGGCGCGAUCGUACGCGCCACAGGUGACGUCACCGCCGCGCAAAUCGCGCUGGCGCGCACCCCAGUCGUCGACGAAUGCGACUUGUUUGCGACGUUCGCCGUGCUCGAUCCCGCCGACGGCUGUGCGGUGACGUGCAUGUCUGCUUCUGGCGGCUGUCUCAUCGCGGGUAAGACGAAUGGUGACAUCUUCGCGUGCGAUUUCAGGCGACCGAAUAGAGCGCGGAAACGCCGUGUGUCGCUCGAACCAAUCGCCGGCGCGUGCUGGUCGCGCGACGCCGCCACCGGCGCCUCGCUCGCGCACGUCGUGAGCGGCGCCACCCAUCUCAUCCUCGACGUUUUUCACGACAGCCGAGACGACGCGAACGCGGUUUUCAUCGCCACUCGCGCCGACCUUCCCUCGCAGUCCAGCGUCGGCGAUCGUCGCAAGCGCGUCGACGCCGUCCGCGCCGUGGAAGCUUCCUUCGGCGCCGCCGCGUCGCCCGCCGCCGAUGCCGUCGCUCGAUGCGACGCCUACGUUCGCGUCGACGCUCUUCGCACGAAGGACAGUUUUUUUGAAGCGAAAUUCUGGCGAGGCGAAAUCGUGCGCACGCGCGGCGGCGCGGCGGCGUAG
Molecule: messenger RNA, 2322 nt
Organism: Ostreococcus lucimarinus CCE9901
Lineage: Eukaryota; Viridiplantae; Chlorophyta; Mamiellophyceae; Mamiellales; Bathycoccaceae
Exons: 1
Coding region: 1-2322 (773 amino acids)
Biological process (GO): transcription initiation at RNA polymerase III promoter
Cellular component (GO): transcription factor TFIIIC complex
Molecular function (GO): protein binding; histone acetyltransferase activity
Source: RefSeq, a predicted model, not a curated record